AUGUAUCAUAACCUAAUAGUUACCCCGCAGGAAACUCCUUCAGGAAGUUGUGUGAUCCAUGGGUCUAGCGGGGUGGAUGGUGUUGAUGAUAGUAUUGAGCUUCAGUCUCCAUUUGGUUCAUGUGCAGGUAGUUCUGAUUUGUCAUUUUUUACUUCAAUCCGUAACUCAAACAGUAGCAACGUUGACGAUAAUUUAUUUGGUUUAAGCCCUCAGAGUUGUUCCACUACGUUAAUUUGUGGUUCAUCAAUACAAUCCUCUAAUGUAACCCCUGUAAGGAGGAAUGGUAAUAACCGGACCAUAUCAGAGGGUGAUGGUAUAUUUUUCACUCCCGAACAUGUUAAAAGUGGGGGUACCCUUUCUGCUGCUACCACCAAUGAGGAAUUAAUUCCACCACCCACUGUGGGGCUUAUAUUUGGGAGUUGGGAGGAGGUUGAGGAAUACUAUAAGGGGUAUGCAAAACAACAGGGAUUUGGUGUAUGUAGACCACAAGGUACACAAAAUAAAAACAAGAUUCUGACGGGUGCAACAUGGAGGUGUGAGUGUUAUGGUUCCCCUUAUAUGAGACAGACGAGGGAGGCGAAGAAGAGAGUUAAGAAUAUGCAGUUGGGUGGCACCUCAGUACCAGAGCCACCCCCAAGAAUGAACCGGAAGUCAAAGAAGUGUCAUUGUCUUGCAAUGUUGAGAGCUAGUGUUAAUGGGGUGGGUGAGUGGGAAGUAAAGAGAGUUGUACUGGAACAUGUUAAUCACCAGCCAACUCCCAGCAAGUGGAGGGGAGUGAAGGAGUAUAGGAUGGGUCUUGUUACACAGCAUUUUAAGCAAGGUUUAAUUACGAGUUAUGAUUCGGGAGCUCCAGUGUCACAAGUUAGGGCAAAUCUUGCCGAACGUUUGGGUGGGAUUGAAAAUGUAGUCUUAUCUGAAAAAGACAUGAAUCACAUAGUUCAAACUGAUCGGAAGUUGAAAAUGGAAGGCGGGGAUGCGAAUGCAAUGAUGGCCUAUUUUGAGGGGUUACAAAAGGACAAUGACAAAUUUUACCACGCUCAUAGGCUUGAUCAGGGAGGUCAUCUAAAGGACAUUAUGUGGGUUGAUGCAAGGAGCCGUGUAGCCUUUAGUGACUUUGGGGAGGUUGUAUGCUUCGAUGCCACGUACCUAACCAACUCGUAUGAGCUACCUUUUGCAAAUUUCGUAGGGGUGAAUCAUCAUGGACAUUCACUGUUGCUAGGCUGUGCAUUGAUGUCCCGUGAAGAUUGUGAUAGUUUUAGUUGGUUGUUUAAGCAGUGGCGUAUUUGCAUGGGUGGUAGAUGUCCUGCCGCCAUUUUAACUGACCAGGCGCCAGCAAUGAGACGUCCCUUGUAUGCAGAGUUGAAAGAUGUGGUGAAAGAGGUUGUGUAUGAGAGUUUAUGCGUAGAGGAGUUUGAGACUAGGUGGUUUAAUAUGUUAGUUGAAUAUGAGGUUAAAGAUCAUGCCAAGAGUAAUGAUUGGCUCAGUGAUAUGUAUGAGGAAAGGAAAAUGUGGGUGCCUGCAUAUAUGAACAAUUACUUUUGGGCCGGAAUGAAGACAACGCAGCGCGUAGAGUCAAUAAACUCUUUUUUUGAUGGUUUUUUGGAGAGGAGCACUAAGUUGUUUGAGUUUCCUAAAAAGUAUUGUGCCGCUAUGAAUAAAAGGUGUAGCGAUGAAAAAGAUGCGGAUGCUAAUGGUAUGAAAUAUAUCCGUAAACUGGUAAAGGUUGAGAAAAAGAUUUCGGAGACAGAGUUUGAAUUUAAUUUGGAGGACCGGGUGUGGAUAAUUUUGAAAGGGAAAAGUGAAGAGGUUUUGACGAAGCAUUGUAUUCGUGUGUUAUAUACUAACAACGUUGAUGAUGUUCCUGAAAGAUACAUCCUUAGGCGAUGGCGGAAGGACGUAUAUCGGAAGCACAUGCAUGUUACGGUUGCUUCAUAUGAUCCCACAAAGAGCGAGGUUGUAAAAAGGUUUGGUAAAAUGUUGUUACAAUGUGAGCCAAUAUGCGAGGAAGCAACAAUCAAUGAUCAAACAAUGCAGUUUGUAUUGAAUGAAUUGCAAACCCUCCAGAUAGCUGUUACCGAGAGGGUUAAUGUUGUGAAACAAAAUCAAAAUUUUUUGCCACUUGAGUCACUACCAUUUCAAGAUCAAGUGGACACCACAGAAGGAAAUAUUAAGAACCCUCUAAGUAGGAGUAAGAAGAAACGUGGGAGGCCAAUAAUUUCAAGACACAAGGCUUUGGGUGAGAAUAAUUGUUGGAAGACCAAAAAAAAGGGUACGAAUAAGGUGAAUGCUGAUCCGAAAGGAACGGAUGUUGAAGGACCCUCAGAGGGCGUGUCGAGUGUGGACGGAACGUUCCCGGGCAUUAGCUUGGUGGAACAGUCCCUGAACGAGGAUAUACGAUCUAUUUCCGCCUUUCCGGAUGAUGAUAUAUUAUUAAGUCGCAAUAGCAUUGUGUGGUGCGAAGAUGUUGUACUUGAAGGCCAAAGUGGUCUUACACGUGAGUAA
Messenger RNA from Spinacia oleracea (spinach), 2502 nucleotides. Its product is annotated as protein FAR1-RELATED SEQUENCE 8-like. The transcript has 6 exons. NCBI's taxonomy places the organism in Eukaryota, Viridiplantae, Streptophyta, Magnoliopsida, Caryophyllales, Amaranthaceae. Bases 1 to 2502 code for a protein of 833 amino acids. The record is from RefSeq and is a predicted model, not a curated record.